This is a messenger RNA of Helobdella robusta, 1215 nucleotides long. RefSeq lists its product as hypothetical. The transcript is spliced from 6 exons. Bases 1 to 1215 code for a protein of 404 amino acids. The record is from RefSeq and is a predicted model, not a curated record. Lineage: Eukaryota; Metazoa; Annelida; Clitellata; Rhynchobdellida; Glossiphoniidae.
AUGUUGCGGCUAUCACAGCAGCCACCACAACCACAACCACAGCCACAACAACCACAGCCACAACAACCACAGCCACACCAUCUACAUCAACAAGGACUAAAGAAUAAACAAUUCAUUCGCUACAAUCAUUGUAAACUGCAACAACAACAGCAACAACCCCAACUGCAACAGCAGCCACACCAGCAACAACUACAGCAGCAACAGCAGCCACACCAGCAACAAAUACAGCAGCAACAGCAGCAACCACAACAACGACAACGAUCUCAAUAUCUGUGGCAUUUUAAAAGUCCAUCAAACACCAUUAACUAUUCUAACUUAAACUUUAAAACUGAGAAUAACAAAUGCAGCUUAAAUGUUGUUGACGAUUCAAGUAUGUUGCUAAAGCAGCAGCAGCAACAACAACAACAACUACAACAACAAGAACUACAACUACACAAAAAUCAGCAAAAUAACAUCAACAAAAACAGCAACAAAAACAGCAGCAUCAUCAGCGUCGAUAAAAUCAAGAUUAAUAUGCACGAAAAAUCUUUUAACAACAACAACAGCAACAACGACGACGAUGAUGACGUCAUAAAUAACUCGUCACACUACUGCAACAACCACAACAACAACAACUACAUCAACAACAAUGACUACAACAACAACUACAUCAACAACAACAAUGACCACUACAACAACUACAACAACAACUACAACAACAACAACGAUAUCAACCGAACUGUCAAUCCAGAAAAUGACGUCACCGUCAAUGCGAGCGUAAAUAAAAUUAUCGCUAAGAAUAAAAACUUCAAUAGCAAUCACACACUCAAUGACAUCAACAACAACAACAACAAUAACAACAACAACGACAAACCUAGCAACAUAGAAUCGAUAAAAGAGCUGCCAUAUUCGUUUGACGUAUUUCACUUCAUUUUACCGGAAGUGAAAUUGACAAAUAACCCGCCAUGUUUUGCCGAGGUCACGUGCCAGGAAAUGGCUCCCGCCAUGUUUGUUGGGUGCGACGCGGCUACCAGUAAGUGCUACUGCGCCGCCCGCGAUGACGUCAGAGGGAUGUACCCGUGUGACCAGCAGAAGAGGGCAGCCGAUAUGUUCAAUAACCCUGUGAAAACCCCUCCAGACGAUGUCGGUGGUGGCGCCUAUACUAAAAUUGGAAAUAUAGGUCAGUGUGUGGCUAUGACACGCAAGGUUCAUAAGCGAAUUCGCCUCCUCAAGUAA